CUAGCUCAAUGCUAUAACCUUAGCUCGACGUUAGCCACCGGCCGGCUAAGCUACAUGCUUCAGUGUGUUCGCUUUGCUCAUGAGUUGCUAAACAUCAGUCACCGGCCGGCUAGUUAGCUAAAUCACUUGCCUUUGUCUAAAGCACAUGCCCUGUCGAUCAACGACAGCUGUGCUUGUUUUAUCAACAAAGCGAAGGCCCGACAUAGAUUUAUUUUAAUCUAUUUCUGAGACGCUAACGGGUAUUUCGCAAGCAGAUUUGUGAAUUUUGGGGAGAGAGGCGCAGCAAACUGGAGUCGGAUCAAUUCCAACACACAUCUCUGAGUGUCAACACAUCCUCCGACGUGUCCCAGAUCCUGGGAUGUGAAGGAUGUCUGAGCUCACAGUUUUCCUUCAGCAUCUUCAGGUCGACGGGAUGACACGACUGUAGCAUCGGUGGUUCCUUCAUAGCCGUCUCCAUAACCCCAGCGCAGCAGUCACACAGUCUCAAAGCCGCCUCCGUCACCACCGCGCUGUCCAGCCACCAGGUCAAGAUGCCCUGGCCGUUUUCAGAGUCCAUCAAAAAGCGGGCCUGCAGGUACCUCCUGCAUCGGUACCUGGGGAAUUUCCUGCAGGAGAAACUGAGCUUGGAUCAGCUCAGCCUUGAUCUUUAUCAAGGCACUGGGUCCCUUGCACAAGUGCCGCUGGAUAAAUGGUCUCUAAAUGAGCUCCUAGAGACAGCGGAUGCCCCUUUUGAGGUGAUCGCAGGCUUCAUCCAGACAAUAUCUCUGACCGUUCCAUGGGCAACGCUGCUACAGGAAAACUGCGCCCUGGAGGUCAAGGGUUUGGAGAUGGUGCUAAGGCCGAGACCUAGAGCGGCGUCUGGUACGGAGCCCAUGUACUGGUCCAGUUUCAUGACAAGCAGCAUGCAGCUUGCCAAGGAAUGCCUGAGUCAAAAACUCACCGAUGACAUGGGAGAAAGCUUUCAGCCUUUUGAAGGAUUAGAGAAAUUUGCAGAGACAAUAGAAACAGUUCUGCGACGAGUCAAAGUGACGUUUCUGGAGACCGUUCUCCGAGUCGAACACAUUCCAGAAAAUUCUAAAACUGGAAUUGCGCUUGAAAUUCGAAUCAGGAAGAUCGUGUACUGCGACGAAACGGGGGAAGAGAGCCCGAGUGUAAAUGUGCACCAGCCGACCACUUUCGCCCACAAAAACAUGCAGAUGGAAGGAAUCUCUGUAUUCUGGGACGAGUUCUCAGUCGUGUCUCGCGACUGCCGGUCCUCACCCACCCCUUCGGAGACCGAGCCAAAGCUCUCCCCCAGCUGGAAUCCCAAAAUCAUAUGCGAGCCUCAUCCACAGUUCACAGAGCCGCCGUCCUCCACAGCACCCUUUGAGACUGUCCAAGUUGGAAGCCUCAGUGGUAAAAUUGAGCUGUCCCUCACCCUGAAAAACAACCUGGCCCUGCCUGGUGCAAAGUUGGAUGUUGUUGGACACAUUGAUACGGUGCUUGUGCUGCUGUCCCCGCGCCAAGUUCAUCUACUCUUGGAUUUGUUUGGAGCUUUUUCUUCUGGAGGUGCGCAGGAAUGGAGUAAGGACAGAAAAAACCGUCCCAUGCAACAGGAGGAUGAGUAUCGUCUCCAUUUGGAACUGAACCGGUGUCUGAAGAAAGACGGCGCCGCUCCCGGAGCAGACCCAGACCUCUUUGACAGCCAGACCACCAGAACUGUGUCGAGUCGAGACGAUGUGUUCUUCUCCAUGGCUGACAUGGACAUGUCUCACAGCUUAUCAUCCCUCCCUCCUCUUGGAGAACCGCCCACAGUCGACUUGGACCUGUCUCUCAACAGCAACUACUCCGCCUCACCUGUAGAGUCUCCAUCUGGAAAUGCAGCUGUGUGGGAUGACUAUAUGGAGGUACCACGACAAAGAGAGAAGCGGACGAGUGAAUCCUCCGCCCAGUCACGAGACUCACAGCUCCCUCAGAAACUGCUCAGACAAGCCUCGCAUUCAUCCAAAACGCACGGCGAUGAGUCGAGGCCAGAGUUGGUGUUAAAGUUGUCGCUGAGCGGCUUCGCCGUCUCCGUCCUCCACAUCGACCCGCUGCCGCCGCCGCAUGCCGCCCCGAGCGCCGUCGGCGCCGUGGCUGGACAUUUCUUCAGCGCUCAGGGUCCGGGCCAGCUUUCUGCGGAUGCUUUCCUUCAGUCGCGUUCGACGUUUGAUCAGGCUUGUCCCCAUGAUCAUCUACGGUUUGUCGGUCAGGGUUUGAAGAUAAGCUAUGAGCACUGUCAGGGGUCCAGCCUGCGCACCUUCAGGACGGACAUCUCCCUAAACCAGAUGGAGUUCGUAGAGUGUCUGUUCCCUUCUGGACCUCCUGUCGGCGGCAGCCAAAGAGGAAUCCAGUACACCGAGCUCCUGACGUUUGAGACCCCAGCCGGUGACGACGCGUCCCCUUCCACCUGCCUUCACCUGCUCUACAAACUGGCUGAGCGAAGAGGUCCUCAGGCAGGCCAGGUGCGUCUCAGCACGAUUCCCAGGAAAGCCGAGAUCCGGGUGGAGCUGGGCGCCGUCCGCUCCGAGCUGGACAUCAGCAUCGUGGACCGCCUCAACUCUCUGCUGCAGCCUCAGAAACUAGCAGCCACCGAGAUGAUGGCCUCCCACUUGUAUACGUCUUACAACAAACACGUCAGCUUGCACAAGGCCUUUGCGGAGGUUUUCCUGGAUGACACCCACACACCGUCCAACUGUCACAUAUCGCUGACGGUGAACGCGCCCGUGCUCCGCCUCGCCGUGCUCUUCCCCAUCCCGGACCUGCGUUCAGAUCAGGAGCGAGGGCCCUGGUUCAAGAAGUCCCUGCAGAAAGAAGUGCUUCUUCUGGAGCUGGAGGACCUGGAAGUGAAAACGGAGUUCAUGGGCGGAAGCUCGCCCAACCAAACCAAGAUGGAGCUCACCUUCAAGGAGCUUACAGGAAAGUUCCAGGAGGAGCCGGAUCAAGCGGCGGCCCGUUUCAUCCGAGUGUCCCACAACAUGGAAGGAGACAUGAUGACGUCUGAAAGCGUGAAAUUCGACUGGCCGAGGGUUGUCCUGAAGAUGAAUCCCACCGCGGUGCACUCCAUCCUGGAGCGGGUGACUGCUGAAGAUGAUGAGGGGGCUGAAGACCAUUCACUGGAGGAGGAGGAAGAGGAGGAGGGGGCCGCUCAUUCGCUGAAGGACGUGUGUGACUUUGGAAAACCCGAGCCGUCACCUUUUUCUUCACGUAGGGUCAUGUAUGAAAACGAAGAGAUGAUCAUUCCUGGCGAUGUUGGCGAGAUGACAGAGUUCCAGGAAAAGACCACGAACAACUCUCGAUUCGUCCUCGAGCUUUGUUUCCCGAACGUGCAACUGGCGCUGCCCGGCAAGGCUUUCUAUGAAAAGCUGCACAACAGGAUAAGCAAUGACCUCCUGCUGUGGGAGCCCACGGCUCCGUCCCCAGUGGAAACCGUAGAAAACAUGCCGUAUGGAGUCGGGCUCUCUGUCGCCAGCCAGUUGAUCGACACUUACUCCAAAGACAGCUUUAGCCAGUUUCGCUCUACUGGACCCGAGGAGGAGACCAGUGGGUCAGAAGAGGAGAAUUUGCAUUACUACUCUCCUGCCUCGGAUUUAGGCUUCAGAUCUCGGAAGAAGAAAAAGACCAAAUCCCACGCCAAGACCUCCCAGAGCCUCUUCUCUGUCAUCCUUAGUGUCAAUCAUGGGUUAGUGGCUCUUCAGACAAAUGCUAAGAAAGAAGAUAAAUCUUUACUAAAAAACAAACACGCCGAGUUCUGGAUUGAGGUGAAAAAUGCCGUUUUGUUCAGCGUCAGUCAGUAUGAAGGCUUCAAGGACCAACACUACAUUUGCUUUCAUACCAGCAGCAUUUGCAUGUAUCACCAAGGACUGUUGGAUGGCGGGACGCAUGUCUUGGACAUCAAGUUGCCAUGCAGGACACAUCCCCACUGGCUGGAGCCGACCAUCUACCAAUCAGAGAGCUCUUCAGAAAGGUCCUCCACACCCUCUGAGGGUAUCGGUCUGGAGGCCCGCAGCAUGGUGUCUGUCGCCGUCAAAAUCUCAACCCAGAGCGCAGAACGCAACAUCAAGGAGUUUCUGGUUGCUGUUGGAGUGAGAGGAGCCACACUGCAGCACAGAGUGGUCCCACCCAACCUGGGCUGGUAUGACCAGAUCGUUGACUUUCUGAAUGUUUCGGCUGAACCCGUGUUGGGUUACGCCCCUCCCAUGUCUAUCACUACCCUACAUUUACACCUUUGGAGCUGCUCAUUAGACUACAGGCCUCUCUACCUGCCGCUCAGAUCUUUGGUGUUUGUAGAAACGUUUAGCAUCUCCAGCAGCGUCUCAUUAGACAAUUCAUCUUCAACCUUAAGGAUCAUUUUGGACGAAGCUGCUCUGUUCCUCUCAGACAAGAAUAAUGCGGUUUCUGUCAAUCUUGCGCGGGACUAUGUCCAGGUUGUAGACAUGGGUACACUGGAGUUGAGGAUUACAGCAGUCAAACCUGGAGCAGAUGGAAAAUUGUCAGAGCCCAGAUUUGAGCUACGCUGCUCCAGUGACGUGAUUCACAUCAGAACGUGUUCAGACUCCUGCGCUGCCCUGAUGAACCUCAUCCAGUAUGUGGCCAGCUACGGAGACCUAAUGCCUCCAGAGGAACUAGAGACCAGGCGCAGCAGCAGCAGCACACAAAAAAACAAGGCGGAGGUUCCCAGCAGGCCGACUUCUCAGAUCCCGCUGCUUGCUGAGAAUGAGCAGCAGAUGCUGCAGGACCUGAUGAGUGAAGCCAUGGAGGAGACCGAUGGGCAGCAGGUGCCUUGCCCACAACAAAAUGGUUCCCAUGAGGAGCAGACUCAGGACCAUGACCCGCCUCGCUCAGACCUGUUCCUGUUCCCUGAUGAGAGCGGGAAUCUAAGCCAAGAAGCAAGUCCCACCUACCCCAUCCUCCCUUCUCCUCUCAUCACGCCUGCUCCCAACCUCGCCCAAGAGACCGACGACUUUUGCAUUUUGGAAACUCCCGAUUCCAGAGGAGACGAUCAAGACCAGGAGCCAGUGGUAAAACGGCUUACCUCGCAUCCAGUGGAAAUCAAAGACAACCACUUUAAUCAGCCCCUGGAAGGGAGUGAUUCCAGUCGUGGAGCCAUGAAUUUUCCCAUCCCAGAAGUCCGCUACCUCAUCAGGGAGAUAUCUGUCAUCUGGCAUCUUUAUGGAGGAAAAGACUUUGGGAGUGUGACAUGCAUUGCUUCACCUGCUAAAAGCCGCGGAUCUACUCCUCACAGCUCCCCGUCUCAAACUCCAGUUAGACAAGUGAAGAGUUUGGGGCGGAUUGGAGGCGGAAGAGGAAGGAACCCUGAUGUCCUGAUGGAAAUCCAACUCAGCAAGGUGAGAUUUCAGCAUGAGGUGUAUCCACAGUCCACCGUAGCAUCUCAUCCAGCGAUGGACCAGCCAGCUUCUCGGCAGGUGUUUGUUGUGCAGGACCUGGAGAUUCGGGACCGACUUGCUACCUCACAGAUGAACAAGUUCCUUUACUUGUACUCUAGCAAGGAAAUGCCUCGAAAAGCCCAUUCAAACAUGUUGACGGUUAAGGCUUUGCACACGUGUCCCGAGUCAGGCCAGGCUCCUCCUGAGUGUUCCUUACGAGUUUCCCUAAUGCCUCUUCGCCUCAAUAUCGAUCAGGAUGCGCUGUUCUUCUUGAAGGACUUUUUUAGUAGUCUUGCAAACGAAGUUGAGUUUUUCUCCCCUCCCGUUCAAGAAACUGUUUGUGCUACGACGAAGAAAGCUCCUGCCCCAGAGAUCUCCUGCAGCUUCUCCAAGCAGACUCCUGGCAGCCAGGAUCCAGCCCCGAUCAUCUCAGUUCCUGCUCAGAGGCACGUCACCGUCAACAGUUUCUCAACAUCGGGCAGGGAGGAAAUGAACGAUGGCGAAGCUUCUUCCUCUCACUUUUCAGACCAGCCGAUCUUCUUUAGGGAGUUUCGUUUCACCUGUGAGGUUCCAAUUCGACUGGAUUACCACGGGAAACAUGUACUGAUGGAUCAGGGAACGUUUGCAGGAAUCAUCUUCGGUCUGACGCAGCUGAAUUGUUCAGAACUAAAACUGAGGCAGCUGUGCUAUAGACAAGGACUACUUGGUGUGGAUAAGCUGUUUUCUUAUGCAAUAAACGAGUGGCUAAAUGACAUAAAGACCAAUCAGCUUCAAGGAAUACUAAGUGGCGUGGCGCCUAUUCACACUCUGGUGAAACUGGUUCACGGCCUCAGGGACCUGGUUUGGCUCCCUAUUGAGCAGUACAGGAAGGAUGGUCGGAUAGUCCGGGGAUUUCAGCGCGGCACGGCCUCCUUUGGGACCUCCACAGCCAUGGCUGCCUUAGAGCUCACGAACCGGAUGGUGCGGACCAUUCAGGCAGCGGCUGAGACAGCUUACGACAUGGUUUCUCCAGUACCUGACGAGAGAGAUGCAAAGAGGGUAAAACGGUACUCCCAUUAUGGCCUGGCUCAUCAGCCUGUCGACCUGCGGGAAGGUGUAGCCAAAGCUUAUACUGUGGUGAAAGAGGGCAUCACAGACACCGCUCUGACCCUUUACGACACGGCAACACGGGAGCACGAACAGCGCGGGAUGACGGGAGCAGUCGGAGGAGUCCUCCGCCAGCUGCCACCAGCAGUAGUCAAGCCCCUCAUUAUGGCCACUGAAGCCACGUCUAACGUCUUGGGCGGGAUGAGGAACCAGAUUCAUCCCGACGCACGUCAGGAGGAGUCACAGAAAUGGAGGCACGAGGAGGAGUGAUUCUUAUUGCUAUGAAACCGUGCAGCGGCUGCAGGCAGGAACUUAUUUUGUGUUUGGAGAAAGGCUGGCAGUGACUCCUGGUGUAAAUAAAACAGUCUCAUCUUGUGGCGGUGUGACCCAAUGCCAUCCACCUAACGGCCCCCUCACAGUGCCUUCAUGGUCAUCAGCGGUGUCCACUGUUUUGCUCAAUAAAUGGAUAUAUAAGUGAUAAAUGUGCAAGCCACAUAUCAUUCUAAUCUGACUUAAGUUCGGUCAAAUUAAAAUGCAGAAUUGUGAGAGCCAGCUCAUCUCAUUAGCUUCCUUUUCAAGCAGCUCUGUUUACAAAUAGUGUUCUUAUCCUACUUGGUGUCAAAAAACACUAGUGUAAGGUUUAAUUUAUUAUAUGUAUUAUAUGUUGCCCUUAUUUACUGUAAAUAUUCCAAAUCUGUAAUUUCUGCAAAUGGAUGACAACAAGGACAUAAACUGAAUGUGUCAAAGGUGUGUAAAGUUAUUUAAUAAGCACUUUUAAGUGACUUUGAAGGGUUACAUGUCCAAAUAAACAGAUAAGAAAGGUAACCCGAACAUAUUGUACAGCUGCACAGAUUUAUUUUGAAAAGUAAGGUGUGCUAUUUUCACAAAAGCUGCUAUUCAGAAACUCACUUUUAAAGGAUUUUAAAAUCGGAGGGUUGUGCAGCUCGUCACAUAAACAAUGCAUCUACAUCUCUAAUGUCUUAUUGUCAGCUGUUUUUAUUUAAGUGAAUGAAUAUGGAUGUUGUGAUGAUUUGCAUUACACACUUUAGAUUUGCUUUCUUUUUUUGUUUAUGUGGAAAGAAUAUUUUUUCUUGGGCAUAAGUGUAAUGUUUGUUAACUACUAAAUAGGCGAAAGCUAAAUAAAAAAAAAAAACGGUUCAGAACAGAA
Fundulus heteroclitus (mummichog) is the source of this 7659-nucleotide messenger RNA. RefSeq names its product autophagy-related protein 2 homolog B. Gene Ontology annotation, molecular function: phosphatidylinositol-3-phosphate binding. NCBI's taxonomy places the organism in Eukaryota, Metazoa, Chordata, Actinopteri, Cyprinodontiformes, Fundulidae. Gene Ontology annotation, cellular component: extrinsic component of membrane; phagophore assembly site. The transcript has 43 exons. The coding region runs from base 531 to 6761 and encodes 2076 amino acids. Gene Ontology annotation, biological process: autophagy of mitochondrion; autophagosome assembly; reticulophagy. The record is from RefSeq and is a predicted model, not a curated record.